GAGCGCUCGGGAGGCCGGCGAGGUCGCGUUUGGUCGUGGCCCUCGGAGGAAGGCCCGUCUCUGGCCGCUGCCGACCUGUGGGACCUUCUCGGCCCGCGCCUCGCGUGUUUGUAGGUAGGAAGGUGGCGUGGAGGUGGCCUGCCAAGCAGGGAGUGUGGUUGGGCCUCCCCAGGGAGUGCAGGUGACGGUCCCUAUUCCGUGUGUGGUGCCAGAUAUUGAAUGAGCUCUGCAACGUCCACAUCUCCUUACAAAGUGAUUGCUGUUCUCUGCGAGGAUGUGUUUUCCUUCUGUGCAUUCCCAGUGUGUUUACCUUUGCCCUGUGAAGUGGACUCUGGAGAGCUGCAUGGAAAUCUUUAUCUGAUCCCUCGACAUCUGAGACGUCUCAAGUCCCACAGGUGUCCGCACGCUGCCCAGCAUGGUGGACGCCAGCCACCUACCACCUCCACCACCGCCGCCAGAUCCCCAGUUUGUCCUUCGAGGCACCCAGUCAGCGGUGCAUGCCCUGCAUUUCCACAGAGGAGAUGAGGCUCAGGGCCACCCGUUCCUCUUCUCAGGGUGUCAGAGUGGCCUGGUGCACAUCUGGAGCCUGCAGACACGGAGGCCUGUGGCCAUCCUGGAUGGUCAUGGGGGCCAGUGUGUGACCUGGCUGCACAUGCUGCCCCAGGGGCAGCAGCUCCUCAGCCAGGGCCGGGACCUGCGCCUGUGCCUGUGGGACCUGGAGGAGGGUAGGAACGCCAUCGUGGACUCUGUGCCCUUGGAGAACGUGGGCUUCUGCCGCAGCUCCGUCCUGGCUGAGGCUCAGAAGCCACACUGGAUGCUCGCCAUCCCCGGCAAGGGCAGCGACGAGGUCCAGAUUCUGGAGAUGCCAUCCAAGACGUCGGUGUGCACCCUGAAGCCGGAGGCGGGUGCCAAACCGGGCAUGCCCAUGUGCCUGGGGCUGUGGCAGGCUGACUCCGGCACCCGCCCCCUCCUCCUGGCUGGCUACGAGGACGGAUCGGUGGCCCUGUGGGACGUGUCGGAGCGGAAGGCCUAUAGCCGCAUCGCCUGCCAUGAGGAGCCCGUCAUGGGCCUUGACUUCGACCCCCAGAGGGCCAGGGGCGUCUCAGGCUCGGCGGGCAAAGCGCUGGCUGUCUGGAGCCUGGACGGGCGGGCCCUGCAGGUGUGCCAUACCCAGCAGCUUACCAACCCGGGGAUUGCAGAUCUCACCCUGCGGCCAGACGGCAAGAUCCUGGCCACAGCGGGCUGGGACCACCGAGUCCGCGUGUUCCACUGGCGGAAGAUGAAGCCGCUGGCCGUGCUGACCUUCCACAGUGCUACUGUCCACUGCGUGGCCUUUGCCGCUGACGGCCUGCUGGCCGCGGGCUCCAAGGACCAACGUAUCAGCAUCUGGUCCCUCUACCCACCCAAACCGUGUGACUCUCACCCGAACACAUGA
Molecule: messenger RNA, 1435 nt
Organism: Ochotona princeps (American pika)
Lineage: Eukaryota; Metazoa; Chordata; Mammalia; Lagomorpha; Ochotonidae
Gene: GNB1L
Product: G protein subunit beta 1 like
Exons: 10
Coding region: 416-1435 (339 amino acids)
Molecular function (GO): protein binding
Source: RefSeq, a predicted model, not a curated record